CUACCACUUGCCUUGAACUUCCCCGCGCAGCUGUCUUUCAAAAUAAUGAAUGGGGAUAGUGUCAGCAAAAGAUUGCAGAAGGAAUUAAUGGAGUUGCUAAUGUCUAACGACAAAAGCGUGACGGCAUUUCCAGAUGGCGAAAAUCUCACUCGUUGGCUAGCGUCUAUACGUGGUCCUGAUGGAACGGUAUAUGAAGGUCAGCAAUACAAACUUUCACUUGAGUUUGGCCCUAACUAUCCAUACAGUCCUCCAAAUGUGCGUUUUGUUUCGAAAUGUUAUCAUCCUAAUGUUGAUACUCGUGGAGUAAUAUGCUUAGAUAUUCUGAAAGAAAUGUGGUCUCCUUUACUGACUGUAGAAAAUCUUCUGUUAUCCAUUCGAAGUUUAUUAGCAGAACCCAAUAAUGAUAGUCCUUUAAAUGGGCAGGCAGCCCAACUCUGGUCUAAUCCUUCUGCAUUCCGUGCUGAAAUGAUGAAAUUUCAAGCAUCAUCUUCCAACAGCUAGUCUAUGUAAAUAUUUCAGUGUCUGGCUAUUGUGUACAGUCAAAUUUCCUCCUUAAUGGUCUACAAACUUUUGUACUAUCCAUUCUCUUUCCCUCUAUUUUCUAGUUUCUAUAUUCUACCUAAAUCCAUGUAUUUAUCCAAACGCAAGGCAUACUCAAAAGACUCGCGUAUAAAUAUUAUAUACAUACAAAAUAAAAUGUUCUAUGAAACACUA
This is a messenger RNA of Schistosoma margrebowiei, 714 nucleotides long. NCBI's taxonomy places the organism in Eukaryota, Metazoa, Platyhelminthes, Trematoda, Strigeidida, Schistosomatidae. The record is from the annotation of a GenBank genome assembly.